CUGUAUUUUCUACGACUCGGUGAUGACACACGCCUCUUAGAUUCUGUGGAUCUUUUAUAAGAGUUGAUUUAUAGUGCAUAUGAAAAAGCUAGUUAAUUUUAUGUAUUUUCAUUCACAAACACCAUUGUUUUGUAAUCGAAUUUGAAAUUAUUAUUUUGCUCCAUUUUUUGCUAUGGAAUAAUGACCUAAUUCAGUUGCUUAUUUUUGCUGGUUGAAUUAUGGAGUUAUGGCUUUUUUCAUUUUGAAGUUCGAAUCUUGGUUUAAAAUGUGUCGAAUCUUUGUUGAGUUUGGCCAAAAGUAAUAAACUGAGGGCCAAUGCAUAUUCUUUUUAGGAUGAGAAUAUUUGAAUUUUAGGAUGUAGCCUGGAAGUUUUGAUGUAGAAAUUUCUGUUUAAAUAGGUAGGGCUUUCAGCAGUGAUUUAGCUCCUCGCAUACAUAGUUCAUCUGCUUUUUCCUCCCUCAGUUUCGUGUUUGGUUCUAAUUUGUGUGGUUGAAGGAAGUCCUGUUGUUUUGAUAUUGGGAUUUUAGAUGCAAGGCAAUAGUUUAUUUUUGUUGUAAACUACAUUGGAUAAACAUCUUGUGUAAUUUGUAUGCUAUAGUUGUUCGAAAUCAAGCAUUAUGGAACAACUCUACUAAGAGAAUGAAGGCCAAGAGUGUUUUCUAUUAUGGAUGAGAAUUCCGACUUUCUUGAGCUUGGGCGAGAUUUUUAGCGUGGGUUUUCUUGUUGAAGAUGUCAUUAGUGAGGUUUUAAUAAGUACUAUAGAAGUUGUGCACGUUGGCAUCGUAUCCCAAACUCAAUACAUACUAGUGGAUUGAUUGAAUGUACUUGUCUUCCUUAGCAUGUUGGCAUUUGCAUAUUAUACCGAACUGUGUUUUGAUAAAGUAAGUCUUAAAAAAUUCUGUGCUGACCAAGAUUUGGUAAUAAUGCAUUUCUUUAUCGGCUGCAUGUGACAAUAUGUAAAAACUACGUAACUCUUGAUUUUUCUGUUUCAGGUAGAGGCGUGCUUCAGCUUUCAUUGUUCAUUUAUUUAGAAGUUGAGAGUGGAGAAUUACCACCAUAAGAUAAUACAGCUUCAUGGAGAACUGCUCCCGGCUAGCUUCUUGUUAAAAUGAAGAACGUGCAGGAUCAACAGAAAUUACAGGACAUAAAGCCUAAUAUUAUUUCACAUGAUUCCCGAACUGAGCCACCAGCUAAUGCCACCGAGGCAGCUAUACCAGACUCAGGUUCCGUCUCGGCAUCAAGCAAUGACAACAGAAAAGUAUCCCGUGGGGAUAUCGAACUUGUUCAGAAUUUGAUAGAGCGAUGUCUACAGCUGUAUAUGAAUAAAGAUGAGGUUGUAAAGACCCUCGUCAACCGUGCUAAAAUAGAUCCCGCUUUCACAACAUUAGUGUGGCAGAAGUUAGAGGAAGAAAAUGCCGACUUCUUCCGGGCCUACUACAUAAGGCUUAAGUUGAAGAAACAAAUUAUCUUAUUUAACAACUUGCUAGAGCAUCAGUAUCAUCUAAUGAAAUAUCCCGUGCCUUCAAAGGUUCCGUUAGCUCCCAUGCAGAACGGGAUUCAUCCAAUGCCUGCCAACAACUUACCAAUGGGAUACCCCGUUAUACAGCAUCCCCCUGUUCCAGCUAAUGGUCAACCUCAUAUUGAUCCUAUGGGCUAUUCGACAUCUAGCUGUCACAUUGUCAAUGGCGUUCCUGCCCCAGGAAAUUUUCAUCCUAUGCGAAUGAAUUCUGGAAACGAUAUGGUGAUCGGCACAAAUACAGCCGAUGUAUCCCCCAUGAUGCCACCAAACAAUGCAAUGUCGUCCAUUUCGGAUAUACCCAUAAGCCCAACCUCAGUGGCAUCGAGCGGCCAUUUCCCAUUUAGUGCAUCGGACAUGGGGGUCGACGCUUCUGCACUCGACACAGCUUUUACAUCUGAUGUGGCAAGUUCAGUAGGACUACAGCUUCCUCCGGAUAAUGGGGUUGGAAACUCUAGAGAUUCCCUCAGAUCCUUGGCUCAGAUUCCGUGGAAUUUUAGCCUUUCAGACCUAACAGCAGAUUUAUCGAACUUGGGAGAUUUAGGAGCGCUCGGAAACUAUCCCGGUUCUCCAUUUUUGCCUUCUGAUUCCGAUAUUCUGCUUGAUUCUCCAGAACAAGAGGAUAUAGAGGAGUUCUUUGUCGAUUCUGAUUCUGUGCCAGGGCAAUGCCUGCCAGCAGAUGAGGAGAAGUCGUAGCCAGGGGAGCUAAGGCGAGGCAGUUUGAUUCAAGUUUACGAAACUUAGUCUAGGUUGAGGUGGUGCACAAUAAAGCAUUAAAGAAACAACAUAAGUAGCUUUAUCUAUAUUAGGAUACAGUGUUGAGGGCCUAAGUUUAUAACGACGUUUAGACACCACCAGAGGUAUCAGAGAGCCUUAGCCGCUCAUGUUGUAGAAGCAGUUAUUUUGGUUCCCUACCAUUUUGUCUUUAUCGUUACUGUUGUUGUCGUAUGAGGAUUUUUGCAGCUUGAUAACAGUCAUAUAAACCAAGAUUUUAUCA
Salvia splendens (bonfire salvia) is the source of this 2513-nucleotide messenger RNA. RefSeq lists its product as uncharacterized. The record is from RefSeq and is a predicted model, not a curated record. Lineage: Eukaryota; Viridiplantae; Streptophyta; Magnoliopsida; Lamiales; Lamiaceae. The transcript is spliced from 8 exons. The coding region runs from base 1109 to 2212 and encodes 367 amino acids.